GCGUUUGAGUGACAGGCGCUGUGGCUGUGGUGGGGGAAGGGGUCGCUGAAGUUGACGGAACCGCCAUCUUGAAAAGUGCUCUCCGAUGAUCUACCUUUUCGCGCCUGUCAGAAGCAGUUUUAAACGCUUUCUUUUCCUUGUCGGGAUUCCGUCUUAUCCCCGCGUUCGUUUUAAUAAAGCCUUGGACUAAUGGCAAGAUAAGCUACAUGCUGGAGACUCGCCGCUUGCCGCUGUCUGUCGGUGUGUGCUGUUGAACUGCUGUAUGUGUGUUUGUCAGUCUGUCCAUCACCGCUCUCUGCCUGCCUGUCUGUCCGUCCGGCUAGCCUGGAAUGGGCCACAACUCCCAAAGACUAGAACACACCUCUUUAUAACCUGAGCUCCACCGUCUGGACUCCAACAUACUCACAGAGUUCAACAUGUUUUGGAAAUUUGACCUCCACACCACAUCCCAUAUUGAUACGCUGUUAGAGAAGGAGGAUGUGACGUUGACGGAGGUGAUGGAUGAGGACGACGUCUUGCAAGAGUGCAAGGCCCAGAACCACAAACUGGUGGACUUCCUGCUGAGACCACAGUGCAUGGAGGACCUGGUUACCUUCAUCACACAGGAACCCAGUACUGAUGUUGAGGAGAAGGUUAAAUACAAGUAUCCCAACAUAUCCUGUGAGCUGCUUACAUCAGAUGUUGGCCAGAUCAACGACAGACUGGGGGAAGAUGAAAAACUGCUGAUGAAACUUUAUGGCUUCCUCCAGAAUGAGCCGCCUCUCAACCCUCUCCUGGCCAGCUUUUUCUCCAAGGUCUUGUCCAUCCUUAUAGGACGAAAGCCUGAACAGAUAGUGGAUUUUCUGCGUAAGCGGGAGGACUUUGUAGACUUGAUGAUCAAACACAUUGGGACAUCUGCCAUCAUGGACCUGCUUCUCAGAAUGCUCACCUGCAUCGAACCACAACAGCUACGACAAGACGUGCUCAAUUGGCUGAACGAGGAGAAGGUGAUUCAGAGACUGGUAGACAUGGUACAACCUUCACAAGAUGAGGAUAGACACUCCAAUGCCUCCCAGUCACUGUGUGAGAUCAUCAGACUGAGCAGAGACCAGAUGUUCCAGGUCCAGGGCUGCUCAGAGCCCGACCCACUUUUGGCCACACUUGAGAAGCAGGAGACGGUGGAACAGCUGCUGUCUAAUAUCUUUGACAAGGAGAAGAAUGAAUCUGCAAUCGUCAGUGUUAUCCAGAUCCUCCUCACAUUGUUCGAGACAAGGAGACCAGCGUUCGAGGGUCAUAUGGAGUGCCCCCCUGGGAUGUCCCACCCUUCAUUCUCAGUCAACCACAGCAUCCUGGAGGCUGUGAGACCCCGACUCAAAGACUUUCACCAGCUGCUACUGGAGCCCCCAAAGAGGAACAUGAUGAAGACAACGUGGGGGGUGCUGGACCCUCCUGUGGGUAACACCAGACUCAAUGUAGUCAGACUGGUGGCCAGCCUGUUGCAGAGCAACACACACAGCAUCAACACAGAACUUAUUAGUCUCAACACACUGGGAGUCAUACUAGAUAUGUAUUUCAAAUACAUCUGGAACAACUUCCUCCACAUUCAGGUGGAGAUCUGCACAGCCAUGAUUCUGGCUAUGCCCCCCGCCCCCACCGACACACAGCCAGACACAGAGCAAGAACAUGCAAGGGAGAGCAUCCUCAUCAAACAUCUGUUUCAAAAGUGCCAGUUCAUCCAGAGAAUCAUAGACGCCUGGAGCUCCAAUGAGAAAGAACAGGCCGAAGGUGGUCGGCGACGAGGUUACAUGGGUCACCUCACCAGAAUAGCCAACUCUAUAGUUCAUAACUGUGACAAAGGCCCUAAUGGACCACAGAUACAACAGCUCAUCUCUGAGCUCCCAGCAGAGGACAGAGAGAAAUGGGAUGCCUUUAUUUCUGGGCAGCUGGCUGAUACAAACAAGAGAAACACUGUUGACCUGGUGAAUACACACCACAUCCAUUCUUCCAGUGAUGAUGAGGUGGACUUUAAAGACAGUGGCUUUCACCAGGACUCCUCUCUACAACAAAGCCAAGACGAUAUCAUUAUCGUUGGUCCUGGGUUUUGCCAGGCCUUUUCUGAUUAUCAGAUGCAACAAAUGACGUCCAAUUUUAUUGAGCAGUUCGGCUUCAAUGACGAAGAGUUUGCUGAUCAGGACGAUGUUGUGGAUAUUCCCUUUGAUAGAAUAUCAGACAUCAAUUUUUCACUGAAUACAAAUGAAAGUGCAAAUAUAGCUUUGUUUGAGGCGCGCUGCAAGGAGAAAAUCCAGCAGUUUGAAGAUGCUGGUUCAGAUGAGGAGGACAUCUGGGAUGAAAAAGAUGUCACCUUUGCACCAGAGGCACAGAGACGCCCCAGGAGCUCAGGCAGCACAGACAGUGAGGAAAGCACAGACUCAGAGGAGGAGGAUGUGAAGAGAGAUCCAUUUGAAGCUUCCAAUCCCAGCAAUGAUGACAGAAUGGAAGUCGACACAGGACCAGUGUGGACAGCCAACUUUGAUGAUAUCCCCAUGGACACGGGUACAUCCACAGUUCCAGCCCCUAGCCCAAACAACCCUGCUGCCUCCUCUCCUUUGUCCUCCUCCUCUUCUUCUUCUUCUUCCACAGAAGUCCUCCCCGAGGCAGGAUGGAGCUCCUCUCCUUCUGCCACCUCCAACUCUGAAACAGGCUGGGCUGAUUUCUCAAAUUUCACCCCUGGCAGCCCCAAAGACCCUCUGAGGUGCAACUCUCCUGUUGCUAUGGAAACCAGCAUAGAGACAAUGGACCCUCUGGGGGUCAAUGCACCCAUGCAGCCUGAAGACUGUGAUGGCUGGCUGGGCACCAGUGUGGCUUCUCCUUCCUCCACCUCACCUAAGGAUUGUGGGAGAUCUAAAGCGGAGGAGGAAACAGCCUGUUGUGAGCAGCGCAUCAUCACAGAGACAGUCAUCAAUGGCUCCAUGAAAGAAACCGUCAGCCUCACUGUCGAUGCCAAGACUGAAACCGCUGUCUUCAAGAGAGUGUUGAAAUCUUAUCGUGAUGAAGAAAAGAGUGCUCCUUCAGAGAAAUACUCAGUAGUGGAGUGUGGCGAUUCGGAGAGAACAGGCCUCAACAGCUCAGCCGCAGCUUGCUGUCCCAAAACAGGUGAGAAGUGGCGGCCCACUGUGGAGCUUCCCAAUGGUCCUCUAGAAGAAAUGUCCACCAUAGAGGAGGCCAAACUGGACCAGAGUGCCGUGUCCUCGGAACCAGCUGUAAAUGGGCCGGCAUGAGGGUCUCCUUAUGCCAGCCAAUGGCCAGCCUGUUCUGCCAUGCAGGGCCCUCCUCCUGGCCAGCCAGUGGAGGCCACUACUCAGAGCUGUACCAAUCACAUGCCCCCACCAGGACCAGCAAUACUCUCAUCGGCUCAUCACUGACAGACAGACAGACAUACAGACAGGUGUACAGAUACAGGAUGAACUGGAAAGCAAACGAGAGACAUACUCAAAUGGAUACAGAAUAAUUUUUUUCAGCAUUUGUUUAUAUACUAUUGUUCUUAUGAGGUGAUGUGCGACUGAUAUCUUGCCACUCAAAAUUAAAAUAGUAAUGUUGCUAUAGUUAAAGAAAUGAUUGUAUGAAUAAAAUAUUUUAUAAAAAGAAAAAUGUAUACAGAAAUGUAAGAUGAAUUACCACAGGAAUAGCUGAUUGGUGACCCAGCCACCACCACGCUGUUGUUACCCGCUGGUUGUGUUCUCCUGCAGUCUGACACUUAAUACACCAGCUUGAACUAGAUUUCAAAUUCUCACCCACCAUUGGUCUGUGUCUCUGAGCAAAGCUGCUCCUACAAAUUGAAACAUGUUUUAAAAACCACACUUCAAAGUUUAUUUUGCUGCCGCUAUUAUAUGUAAAUCAUGUUUCUCUUGUAUUCUGCAUUGAGUCAGAUUAUUAUUUUUUAUUUAUUAUGGAAGUAAGAUGAUGGUUAUGUUUUGUUACUAAAGAGCCAUACCAACACACCUCUCCACUUCUAGCAGGCUACAUUCAUGCUAACUGGGUUCCUACCUCGCAGCUAGAAAGAAGAGAGGUACAGUAGGUCAUCACCACAGCCUGAACUGCGCGCGCUCUGCACAACCACAGCACUCUACUUUGGCCCCAAACUGCCUUCAGACCAGUGCUUGUUAAAUUGGUGGUCUCCCUUUAGAUCAUGUUCAAGAUGAGUCUGAAACCAUGUCCAGCCCUGUAUGAUUCAUGCACAUUAUGAAAAGAACUGGACAGUGGUGGACUGCUGAGCCACAUUUACGCUGUGUUCAGACCGACAACAGCAUUGUGCAAAGAAACAACUUGUUUUCAAGGUGUUGGGCCUCAGUAGGAAGUUGAGGCUCUGUGCUUGGUGACAUCCCAAAGUGUUGGCCAAUCAAAUUGGUGGACAUUCCUGGUGGAUUACUGACUGUUGACAUUGAGGUGAAUUGAUGCCACCAUGUUAACUUCUGAAGUGUUUUUAGUUCUGGUGUCCGUCUGAACACACCUCCAUUUUUUUUUUUUCUCUGCAUCACCACCUUUACUUAAGAAUGGGCCUUCAUGAGGCGUUUGGAAACUUGAAUUUUCAAGCUUUUCUAGAUCAAAUGAAAACCUACCAUGGUUCUAUUCAGGCAUAUUGUAGCUCCCACUGUGGAAAAGGCUUUUGGUUUGGUCAUCCUGAGAGAAAUGUCUGGCCUUAGAGCUGCCAAAUGCUUCACUUUAUUUUCUUAACAUUAGAAAUAAGGUCCAAAUAUUGCUAUAAGCCAGGUGUCUCCUGAGAAAACAAUUAACAUCAGCUAAUUUUGAUUGGCAGCAGAUGUGUUGCAGCAUUACUCCUGAAUAAAAAUCUGGCACUGAGCCCUGAAUGGACUAGUUACCAAG
Molecule: messenger RNA, 4860 nt
Organism: Larimichthys crocea (large yellow croaker)
Lineage: Eukaryota; Metazoa; Chordata; Actinopteri; Sciaenidae
Gene: ppp6r3
Product: protein phosphatase 6, regulatory subunit 3
Exons: 26
Coding region: 417-3257 (946 amino acids)
Cellular component (GO): nucleus; cytosol
Molecular function (GO): protein phosphatase binding; protein phosphatase regulator activity
Source: RefSeq, a predicted model, not a curated record